AUGAUCCUUGAUAUUCUCGCUUACUUGGCGGUGGUCAUUGGGGCUUCGUAUGUUGCCCUAACAUUCCCUCGGCUACGACAAGAAUGGAAGCUCUACUCGCACCGCUCACAACUUCCCCCAGGUCCCAAGAUCAUCAAGACAGGGAUCCAAAAGCCAUGGCUCUGGUUCCAGGAGCUGAGCAUGGAGUACGGCGACGUCGUCUACCUCCAAAUGGGCCCGACUCCAACAAUCGUGCUGGGCUCCGCCCAAGCGGCAUGGGACCUCCUCGAAAAGAAAGGUUCCAUCUUCUCGUCGCGACCACGCUUCAUCAUGGGCGGCGAGCUCCUCUCCGGCGGCAUGAGGGGCCUGAUGGCCUCUUACUCUCCCUUUUGGCGGCGCUGGCGGAAGCUCCUGCACAGCGGCUUCAUGCAGCGGCAGAGUGAGACGUACCGACCGGUCCAGAGUCUCGAGUCCAAGGUGCUCAUGCAUGAGCUCCUCACCAAGCCCGGAAAUUACCGACAACAUCUUGAAAGAUAUGCCGCUUCUGUGAUUGUGACAGUGACGUACGGUAGGAGGGUGGAGGAUAUCACCACUGAUAUCGUCGUCCAGCGCAAUGCCGAGUCGAUGGGACGUUUGACGUCGGUCAACAUCCCUGGCAAGUUUGCCGUCGAGAGAUACCCAGUGCUCAAGUACAUUCCCAGCGUCUUAGCCCCUUGGAAAGCCGAUGUCUUGAAGCAGAGGCAAAAGGACAUUCAGAUGUACACCGAGCUCAUGGACGAAGUGCGCGACCAAGUCGCCCGGGGCGUCGCGCCAGAGUCCUUUUCAAAACACCUGCUUCAAGAGCAAUACGACCUUGGCAUGUCAGACCUCGAGGUAGCGUACACGGCAGGCUCGCCUUUCGGGGCUGGUGUCGAAACAUCGGCCGGGUCUCUGGCCAGCUUUCUCCUAGCCUGUACCAAGUUUGGACCGCAGUUCAUUCCGAGAGCGCAGGAGGAGCUUGACAGAGUCGUCGGAAGCGACCAACUACCUACGUUUGAGGAUCUGAGCAGACUCGAGUAUGUCCGCGCCAUAGCCUCAGAGACGUUACGCUGGCGACCUGUCGCCGUCCUCGGCGGCACUCCCCACGCAAGCACCGCGGAUUAUGUCUACAAGGGCAUGUUCAUUCCAAAGGGCAGCACCGUCAUCGCCCCUCUCUGGAGCAUUCAUCUUAAUGAAGCAGACUUCCCAGAACCCCAUGAAUUCAGACCUGAGCGAUUCUUGAGCGACCGCGAGUACCCCGGCACUUUCGGCCACAGCGCUUUUGGAUGGGGCCGCCGGAUCUGCCCCGGCAUGCACCUCGGAUCUGCGUCUGUAGCCUUGAACAUUGCGAGGAUACUCUGGGGGUUCAAGGUCAACCCUGAAAAGGAUGAGAAAGGCAGAGAUAUUGAGGUGGACAUCUUUGCAUACUCGGAUGGCUUCAAUUCGAGUCCCUUGCCGUUCCUAUGCUCGAUUACACCCCGCUCGAUUAAACAUGCUCAAGUCAUUGAGCGGGAGCACGUGGGAGCUUUGGAAGCGUUGAGGGAGUACGCCGUUGUCGCGAGCAAAGUAUCUUGA
Molecule: messenger RNA, 1572 nt
Organism: Colletotrichum orchidophilum
Lineage: Eukaryota; Fungi; Ascomycota; Sordariomycetes; Glomerellales; Glomerellaceae
Exons: 6
Coding region: 1-1572 (523 amino acids)
Molecular function (GO): oxidoreductase activity, acting on paired donors, with incorporation or reduction of molecular oxygen; heme binding; iron ion binding
Source: RefSeq, a predicted model, not a curated record